AAAGUAGGGGAAAGGAGAGCCAUCAGACUCUGCCGAGGUGCCGACUCGAAGAGCGAGAAGAAGGAAGCAACGACGAUCAGCAUCGCAGCUCGAGUUUGUAGUGCACGCGCGGAGAGUAGCCUCGAAAAAUCCAAGCCAAAGGUCGCGAGAGAUCCGCGUGCAUCGUCCAGCCAGACACGCACAGCAGUCCCCAACUUGCAGUGCCUUCUCGACUCUUGGGCGAAUCUUUCUUCCGGCCGCCGCCGACAAGUCGCGCUCUUCCUACUACUCUCUCUCACUCUCGUCGAGCCAACAAGGAGGUAAGAAAUGGCACCCAGGAAGACGACCAAGAGAACAGAUGCAGAGGCUGCGGAACCUGCAGCAGCAGUCACCGAUAAUAAUGAUGUCUCUGCUGCCAAGAAGAAGAAGAAGGAGGUAACCGAGGAACCAGUCACCAGGGAAGCGAGGUUACCAAGGGCAGCUAAAAGCAAACCCAAGCCAGAACCUGAGCCUGCACCAGCUAAGGCUGCUCCAAAACAAAAGGCUGCGGCCAAAAAAGGAGAGCAAGCUGAAAAGAAAGCUGCGGGCAAGAAAAAUGCCAAGAAAGCUCCUGAAGCCGAGGUAGAGGAGGAAGAAGUAGCUGAGGAGGAGGAGGAAGAGGUCCAGGAGAAGCCAGCAGCCAAGAAGGGAAGGGGAAAAGCUGCAAAGAAAGCUGAUACCCCAGAAUCAGAUGAAGCUGAAAAGCCAGCAGAAGAAAAGACUUCCCCGGUAGCCAAGAAAGGAAAGGGACGAGGUGCCAAAGCAGAAGCUGCUCCUAAGAAGGGCAGGGGUAAGAAGGAAGUGGAAAGUGAUGCCGGAGCUUCUGAUGCUGAUAACAAGAGCGAUACUAAAGAAGAAGCUGCAGAUGCUGAAGAAGAGGCGACGAAAGAAAACGGCGUUGAAUCGGAAACGCUAGCAGCAGAAAACGGCAAAGAAGCGACGCCAGAAGAGAGUGUCGAAACUAAACCGGCGGCGGCGAAGAAAGGAAAGGGUAAGGCGCCAGCCAAAAAAGGCAAAGCCGCAGCUAAAUCAAAAGCUGCAGAAGCGACGAACGGAAAUGAAGAGACGAACGAGCCUGAGGCCGUAACCGCUCAAAGCGAUUAGGAUAAGAAAUUUUAAUUUACACUUUUAAACUUGUAUUAUUUUUAUUAUUUAAACCGUGUUACGAGAAAGGUGUUGAUUUCACGAGUGUCCUAUAACGAUAAUUAAUGUAAUACAAAAAAUUCUUUAAUUUUUAUGAUUUCCAAUCGAUCACUAAUACAAGCUUGUACUGUAAAGAUAUAGGACAAAACGGUAAGGAACAUAUUUUUGAAUACUGUACAUGCGUGUAAAAGUUGUCUUCGGUAAAUGUAAUUACUUCUAGUUCAUAGAAUACAAUGUUUUGUACUUUUAAAAUACCAGAACAAACCGUUUAUUAAAAUAAAAAAAUUUAUUUGAUUCCAAUUGAAA
Molecule: messenger RNA, 1467 nt
Organism: Nasonia vitripennis (jewel wasp)
Lineage: Eukaryota; Metazoa; Arthropoda; Insecta; Hymenoptera; Pteromalidae
Product: serine-aspartate repeat-containing protein I
Exons: 4
Coding region: 307-1122 (271 amino acids)
Source: RefSeq, a predicted model, not a curated record